Messenger RNA from Clarias gariepinus (North African catfish), 1336 nucleotides. It is a transcript of the gene marveld1, whose product is annotated as MARVEL domain containing 1. The transcript has a single exon. Gene Ontology annotation, biological process: myelination. Gene Ontology annotation, molecular function: structural constituent of myelin sheath. NCBI's taxonomy places the organism in Eukaryota, Metazoa, Chordata, Actinopteri, Siluriformes, Clariidae. Bases 247 to 735 code for a protein of 162 amino acids. The record is from RefSeq and is a predicted model, not a curated record. Gene Ontology annotation, cellular component: membrane.
AGCUCCCUCAGAGGAAACGGAAGGGACGAAACAAAAAACUAAUUUCAAAACUUCAAGUCUAUGCUCAAGCAUUGCUGUCUGGGAUCAUCCUCUGCUUCCUCUGAGUCUUCUACAGACGACUUCUGGAAAUUCUACUUUUAAUUCUACAUUUGGUUCUAACCUCCAGUUGUUUCAGUGGUUGUGGGCAAUAACAAAAAAAAGCCUCCACCCCAAAGAGAAGAAAGACCGCUAAUCUACCGCAAGGAGAUGUCCCCCCAACCACAGGUAACAACAAAUUUUAAGGAGUUUCUCAAGAGCUUUCUUGGGAUUGUACGAAUUCUUCAGAUUCUCCUGGGAGCUGGUCUUUGGGUUACUGUCGCCACCAGCAAGUAUGAGGGCUCUGUUCACUAUGUCCUCUUUGUGGCAGUGUUCUUCUGGCUCCUCACACUCGCCCUCUUCUUUAUCACUUUGCUGAACAAGCAGGACUUGGUCCCCAUCCUAGGAGGAGAGCGUUGGUUGUUAACCAACAUGAUACAUGACAUUGCUGCUACGUUGCUUUAUUGUUCCACAAUUGGCAUCAUGAUCUACAAAACGUCAAAGAACUCCUACUGCAAUGUGCUACAUUACAAGCACACAUGCCUGUACGUCGUCUACCUCACUGGCUCUGUGUUUGCCUGCCUGACUGCUUGCGUCUACCUUGUCUCAGCCAUAUACGGAUCCUGCAGAAAGUGCCGGGGUGAACAGACUGUGGUGUAAAAAACUAACAUAGGACACUUGAGGGAUGGGGGAGGGACACUUUUCAUUCUUGCUAAGCGCCCUGAGAGGGAGAAAAACAGCCCUUCUCCAGGUUUCACACAGCUGGCUUAUGGAAAAAAAAAGAUCUUUCAUUUUUCCUCUAAAGCAGAGGGUUUGAUCCCCUUGUCUCAGGCUUCCAGGUUGGUUGAUUGUGUAUAAAGUAAAUUAAAAUCAUGUAUACCUUCAACAGCCAUCAAAAUAUGUAUUUUAUUUUAUGUUUCUAUGUUUCUAUCUAUUCAACAAGUUAUGCAACAGAGUUCUAUGUCUUCUAUUACAUUUCCUGUUACAAUGACAAACCAACAAGCAGUCUGAUAUGCCAAGUCUGUAGCGUUUUCAUAAAUGUUUAAAAUGUUUUAUAAUAUCAGUAAGCCAUGUCUGUUUGCGACUGAACCUGCAUUAGAUGCAUGCAGAAUAAUUUCAUGCCAAGAAUGUUACUGGCAAAAUUCGCUUCUCAUGCACAAAGCAACAAUGUAAAAUGUCUAUUUACAAGUAUUUAUAUUUCUCACAAAACAAUUGUCAGUCUGAACAAAUAAUGAAUUAAAAAGUUAAUGAUCACCUGAAA